This is a messenger RNA of Cornus florida, 414 nucleotides long. RefSeq lists its product as uncharacterized. Bases 1 to 414 code for a protein of 137 amino acids. NCBI's taxonomy places the organism in Eukaryota, Viridiplantae, Streptophyta, Magnoliopsida, Cornales, Cornaceae. The record is from RefSeq and is a predicted model, not a curated record. The transcript has a single exon.
AUGGUUGUGGACACUACAUCUAUGACCUGGGAUGAUUUUAAAAAUCGGUUCAACGACAAAUUCUUUCCACUAUCAGUGAGGGAGAAAAAGGCAACUGAGUUCAUGCAGCUGGAACAGAAUAAUGAGAUAUCAAUCAGUGAAUACGAGAGGAAGUUUACAGAGCUAUCCCGAUUCACUCCUCACCUUGUUGCGAAUGAGUUGCACAAGGUUAGAAAGUUUGAGCGAGGGUUGAUCUCUCAUGUGAAGAAGUUUGUGGUGGGUCAUCGUUAUGACACAUAUGCUAAAGUGGUGGAAUGUGCCAUAGCGGUAGAGGAGAAUAAUAACAUUGCAUUCCAGAAACAGAAGGAACGUAAGGCGAAACAGAAAAGUAAGGGGGCUAGCAGCUCUCAACAGAACCAGAGGGGUCAACAGUAA